AUGAGGCCCCUUCGGCUUCUCCUUACAGUAGCCAUUGGCGUCAGUGGAGUCGCGAUAAGCCCAAACUCUACCCUCCUUUGGGACCGCUUCUCGGCGUCACCCUGCCCUGAUGGUUGGUACCACGCUCCAGAAUUCCACAGUUGCUACUUGAGUCGAGAAUCCUGCCAGAGCUAUGGGGCCGACUUGGCUUCGAUCCACUCGGACACCGAAAAUGCCCUGGUGCUCGAAUUGGCGAUGGAUGACGAUGUGCGGUUCGGGGACGGUGAUCAUCACGCGGUGCUGACUGGUGCUCACAAGGUGAGCGGCGCGUGGACCUGGCUUGACGAGUCGCCAUUCGACUUUACCCACUGGGCCGAGGCUGAGCCUAAUAACUGGCAAGAUCCACUCGACACGCUCCCAUCUGGCCAGACGAUUCGGGAACGCGCUGAGGACUGCGUCGCUAUCUACCUUUCCAAAAGUUACGGGCAACACACCAUUGGCCAAGUGGGUGGG
Mesorhabditis spiculigera is the source of this 492-nucleotide messenger RNA. The record is from the annotation of a GenBank genome assembly. NCBI's taxonomy places the organism in Eukaryota, Metazoa, Nematoda, Chromadorea, Rhabditida, Rhabditidae.